Messenger RNA from Candidula unifasciata, 636 nucleotides. Lineage: Eukaryota; Metazoa; Mollusca; Gastropoda; Stylommatophora; Geomitridae. The record is from the annotation of a GenBank genome assembly.
AUGAGCAAUAGCAGACGCAACUCCGGAACGAGGCCAGGUGCUGCGGGCGGCAGAAUACAGCAGGCCAAGCUGGUACUGCUCGGAGAUCAAGGUGUUGGCAAGUCCAGCUUGGCACUGAGGUUUGUUCGGGGACAGUUUCCAGAGCACAGCGAGGCGACCGUUGGUGCUGCCUUCCUAACACAGACCAUUCUGGUGCAAGGACAGAGCCUCAAGUUUGAUAUCUGGGACACGGCUGGCCAGGAGCGGUAUCACAGCCUAGCCCCAAUGUAUUACAGGGGAGCCCAGGCGGCCGUCGUCGUGUAUGAUAUCAACAAUGCUAACACAUUCAAUCGUGCCAUAUCCUGGGUGCGAGAACUACGACAGCAGACAGCAGUUAACACAGUGAUAGUUCUGGCAGGAAAUAAAGCAGAUCUUGCUUCUGAACAUCGGGCAGUGCCAACAGAAGAUGCAAGAGUAUUCGCUGAGGAGACUGGGUUGAUAUUUGCAGAAUGUUCCGCAAAAAGUGGCCUUGCUGUGAAUGAGAUGUUCAUGAUGAUUGCCCACAAAAUUGUUGGUAAACAUGCCAGCCCCAACUCCAGCCAGGGAGUUCAGUUGACAGGUGGGGAGGAAGCUAGUUCGUCUGGCUGCAAGUGUUAG